Messenger RNA from Hibiscus syriacus, 1571 nucleotides. Its product is annotated as peptidyl-prolyl cis-trans isomerase CYP40-like. The record is from RefSeq and is a predicted model, not a curated record. Lineage: Eukaryota; Viridiplantae; Streptophyta; Magnoliopsida; Malvales; Malvaceae. The coding region runs from base 250 to 1335 and encodes 361 amino acids. Gene Ontology annotation, biological process: protein folding; protein peptidyl-prolyl isomerization. Gene Ontology annotation, molecular function: protein binding; peptidyl-prolyl cis-trans isomerase activity. The transcript has 10 exons.
CUCUAAUAAAGGCUGGAAAACUGACCCCACUUUAACCUCAAAAUCCGUAUCUUGAAACUCACUCAGCACAAAAAUCCGACGGUUCCUAAGGCCACCCCAAAAAGCAAGCCAACACCAUAAAAGAACGAGCAAAGCCAGAAAAGACGAACUCACUCUUUUAUUAGGUUCAAAAUAAAAGGUGGGAUUAGGGUUGUUUUGAGUCAUUUUCAGUUGAAGCAAACAGUUGAGUGAGAGGGAGAGAAGUGAAAAAUGGUGAACCCAAGAUGUUAUUUGGAUAUAAGCAUAGCAGGAGAACUAGAAGGAAGGAUAGUGGUGGAGUUGUACAAGGAUAUUGUGCCUAAAACUGCUGAGAAUUUCAGGGCUUUGUGUACUGGUGAGAAAGGCAUUGGACCUAACACUGCUGCCUCCCUGCAUUACAAGGGUGUGCGCUUUCAUCGCAUUAUCCGAGGUUUUAUGAUACAAGGUGGGGAUAUUUCAGCUGGUGACGGAACAGGGGGAGAAUCCAUUUAUGGCUUGAAAUUUGAAGAUGAAAACUUUGAGUUAAAACAUGAAAGAAAAGGAAUGUUAUCCAUGGCUAAUAUGGGGCCUAACACCAAUGGGUCUCAAUUCUUCAUUACAACUACUCGAACAUCUCAUCUCGAUGGGAAACAUGUGGUUUUUGGGAAGGUUUUAAAAGGAAUGGGUGUUGUUCGAUCUAUCGAGCAUGUUACUACUGAGGAUGGUGAUUACCCCACUCAAGAUGUUAUAAUUGAAGAUUGUGGAGAAAUUCCUGAGGGGGCAGAUGAUGGGGUAUCUAAUUUUUUUAAGGAUGGUGAUAUUUAUCCCGACUGGCCAGCUGACCUUGACAAAAAAACAAAUGACAUUACUUGGUGGAUGAUGGCAGUUGACUCUAUCAAAGCUUUUGGAAAUGAGCAAUACAUGAAACAAGACUAUAAGAUUGCUCUUAGGAAAUAUUUGAAGGCUUUGCUCUAUUUGGAUGUCUGCUGGGACCUGGAGGCCAUUGAUCAAGAGAAGAGCUCAUCUUUGCGGAAGACCAAGUCUCAGAUAUUUACAAAUAGUUCUGCCUGCAAGUUGAAACUGGGUGAUCUAAAAGGAGCAUUGUUGGAUGCUGACUUUGCAAUUCGUGAUGGAGAAGAUAAUGUGAAAGCUUUCUUUCGCCAAGGCCAGGCACACAUGGCACUAAAUGACAUUGAUGCUGCUGUCCAGAGCUUUAAAAAGGCAUUGGAAUUAGAGCCUAAUGACGGUGGAAUAAAGAAAGAGCUUGCAGCUGCAAGGAAGAAGGUUGCCGAUAGACGAGACCAGGAGAAAAGGGCAUACUCUAGAAUGUUUCAGUAGAUCGUUAGCCAACUUUAUGGCUUGCAGGCCGCCUUUUGUCUUGAAGGAUCCAUUUUGGGUUUUUAUUUUUGCAUACAUUGUCAUGUACCCAGUAGUGGGAGAUCUUUAUAGUCCGGCUUGCAUUAUGAAAAAUAAGGAUUUAUCGAACAGUAAAAGACCUACCUGAUCUCUCAUCAGGAAAUACUCAAACUCGGUGAAUUUUAAAUCAGAAUCAUCUUUAUUCCUUCGAUAUUACA